CAGAUUGAGGCGGCCGUGUGUGUCUGAGCUCCACCGACUCGCAGGAUGACCGGGAGGACAUGGAGGGAGGCCAGCCUCGUCCAGCAGACCUUUGCCCUGCUGCAGAAGAAUCUUCUGGUACAAUGGAGGCGCCCCGGACAUACGGUGCUGGAGUGGCUCCAGCACUUGGCACUGGUUUUCCUGCUGUUCAUAGUGAUGGUUAUACAUGACUAUCCGCACCCGAGGACUUACGUACAUUCUGAGGUCCUGGGAGACCUGAAUGGAUUCAGCAACAAGAGUUUUUCAGUUGGCUACGUUCCUAAAUCCCCGGCCAUCCGAGACAUAAUGCAGAGAGUCAACAGAACAACCAUCAUCAUCCCAGGAAUAUCUCUGCAUGAAUUUCAAAACCCUUCUGACCUCCCCAACGCAACUGAAGAGCAACAUGAGACUGUCAGUGUGGACUUUGAGAACGAGUUUACAUAUUCUAUCAGAUAUAACCUGUACAGAAUCCCGAGCCCCAAUGAGCUCAUAACUGACAGAGGUAACUGUGAAACUUCACAAUAUUGCAGACCAAUGAAGUACUGGAGCUCCGGGUUCAUCUCUCUACAAGCCAGCAUUGACUCUGCCAUUGUUGAGCGGAACACCAAGCAGUCACUAUGGGAUGGAAUGGCGACCACAGAGGUGGUGAAGAUGAAAUCGGUGGAUUUCAUUGAGAAGACAAUUCUGUACAUGGGCGCUUUAACGUUUUACAUGAGCAUGUGCUUCGUCUCGCUGUCAUAUCUCAUGACGCUGCAGAUUACCCGGGAGAGGAGGAAGACCAGAGAGCUGAUGAGGAUGAUGGGACUGAAGGAUCUGGCGUUUUGGUUGUCUUGGGGGUUGCUGUACACCGUCAGUGCCCUCAUCAUCGCCACCCUCAUGGCUCUGAUCGCCACCACUUAUGUGUUUCUGGAAAGUUCAUUUGGAAUUAUUUUUCUGCUCUUCUGCCUCUAUGGCGUAGCAACGGUCUGCUUUAACUGCAUGCUGAGCACCCUCCUCAGGAAGCACCGCCUGGCAGCCAUUCUGGGAUUUUUCAUCACUAUCUUCCUGUCCGCGUUGGGCAUCCUGCCGCUGAUGAAAAUCCUUCCCAAACCUCUGGAAGUUUUUCUGAGCAUUUUUCACCCCUUCUCUUUCGCCGUCGGGAUCACAGAGAGCAUUCACAUGGAAAAUGACCUUCAAGGGGCCUACUUCUUGGACAUCGGUGAUGACUCCUUCCAUAUGUUAUCCAGUGCCAUCUACCUAGCUCUGGACUCCAUACUUUAUAUCCUCCUCACUCUCUAUUUCGACAAGAUUAUUCCUGACAAACACGGAGUGAGACACGAGCCGCUCUUUUUUCUGAGACCUUCAUUCUGGUCAAAGAAGAAGAAGAUGUCCCCCAUCCCGCUAGGAGAAGGAGAGAACUUGGGGCCAACCUGUGGUGACUAUGUAGAAAAAGUUCCUGCUGAGUUACUGGGAAAGGAAGCCAUCAGGAUAACUAAUGUAAAGAAAAAGUACAGCGGCAAGGACAAGAAUACAGAGGCACUACAAGGUCUGGAUCUGGACAUCUACGAGGGACAGAUCACAGCGUUACUCGGUCACAGCGGAGCUGGAAAGACAACGUUACUGAAUAUACUCAGCGGGAUGUGCGGAGCCACCGGCGGAUCAGCUAAUAUCUAUGACCAUCCGCUAUCAGACCUCAGUCUUCGUCAGGAGAUCCGGAGAAAGAUCGGAUUUUGUCCGCAGUUCGAUGUCAACUUUGACCUUCUAACAGUGAAGGAGAACUUGGAGGUUUUUGCUAAGAUUAAAGGAGUUCAUAGAAGUAAAGUCAAAUCGGAGGUAGAAAAGGUUCUUUGUGACCUGGACAUAGAUAACAUUCAAGAUGUGAGAGCCAAUAAGCUGAGUGGCGGUCAGAGGAGGAAGCUGACCCUGGCGAUUGCUCUAUUAGGAGACCCCGAGGUAAUCUUCUCAAGUGAACCGACGGCUGGUCUUGACCCGUUCUCCAGGCACCGCGUAUGGUCCAUUCUUAAAGAGCGUAAAGUUGGCCACGUUACCCUAUUCAGCACGCAGUUUAUGGACGAAGCGGACAUCCUGGCGGAUCGUAAGGCUGUGCUCUCUAAUGGGAGGCUGAAAUGCGUUGGAAGCUCUUUUUUCCUAAAGCGGAAGUGGGGCAUCGGAUAUCACUUGAGGAUCCAGAUGACUCCACCAUGUGACACAGAGGCCAUCGCAUCCCUCAUAAAGCAUCACAUCUCCAACGCCAAACUCAGCACACAGAAUGUUGAGGAUGUGACGUUCACCUUGCCGUUCGAGAACAUGGAUGCCUUCCCAGCUCUGUUCUCUGACCUGGACGGACAUGUGGGGCGAGACAUUGCUAGUUACGGUGUCUCUGUUACCACAUUGGACGAUGUGUUCCUGAAACUGGAAGGGGAAGCUGAGAUUGAAAAAGGAGAUUACGGUGUUUUUUCGCAUGAACAAAAUGAAGACGAGGACCGGGAUCACUUCUCCUCGGAGCCGGAGGAUUCAACUCUUCUGAUGUCGGAUUCCGGAACUCCCACCGUCAGCGGAAUGGCCCUGUGGAGACAGCAGGUGUUGGCCGUGGCGAGGAUCCGAUACCUGAAGCUUAUCCAUGACAUGAAAGUCUUUCGAUCCAUACUUCUUCUGCUGGUGCUGUUCAUCAUUCCCCUGAUUGUCAGCGCCAUAAUUAUUAACAUUUUCGAGUCCAUGCACACAUGGGAGCUGACUCCAAACCUUUACUUCCGAAGAUCCGGAGAUCGGCCCCACAAGUACUUCACCAAUCUUCUGCUCGUCAACAACACCGGUCUCCCCAUUGAAAAUGUUGUUCGUGGUAUCAUGGCUCAAGAUAUCACUGUGGAUGUUGUGGACGGUCCUUAUGACGAGAACACUACAGCCUACAACGGCGCUAUAGAGGUCACCGGUGGCAAUGAGGGUUAUGGAUACAAAAUAAUCGGGAACCCCAGAGCCCACAAUAUCCUCCCGGUCCUGAUCAAUAUCAUUAGUAACGCCUAUAUGAGGAUCUAUAACUCCACGGAGAGGAUCAGAGUGUGGGCCCAAACAGAUUACUUGCAUUACUCAAAGUUCCUGGUGGGAAUACCGUGGAUGAUUUAUGCGUCCGGCCUUGCCCCCCACUUUGCAAUGAGUAGCAUGCAGGACAUGAAGAUCAAAGCGCGUUCCCAGCUACGCAUUUCGGGUCUUUUCCCGUCUGCGUACUGGUGUGGACAAGCCCUGGUGGACAUCGCCCUCUAUUGGCUGCUCCUUUUCCUGAUGGUCGCCAUCUUGUUUUCAUUUAACCCUUCCAUCCGUCUGCCCUUCAGUGCCGCCAUGCUGCUGAUCGGUGAAAUUUUGGGUUACGGCAUGGCCAUGGUCCUCUAUGUUUACUUAAUAGCAUUUGUAUUUGGGAAAAGAAAAAUUCACCAUGAUCGGUGGUCCUUCUGCUUUAUUUUGACCUCCUUCCUCUGGCUAUUCCUCAGCACCUCAAACAUCAUGUUCAGGGCAAUAGAAAUAGAAAUGAAUGUAAUCUACUUGUUCUUGGUGCCGCCCAGCAACUUGAUGAUGUUUAUGAUCAGCUUGGCUUUCCUUCAUGGACCGUUUCCUUACUUCUAUCCAUUUGUGUACGGCCAACUGGCAAUUUCUCUGCUUCCUCUUCAGCCGUACGUUCAAGUUGUCAUAUUCUGGGGCCUCCUGUGGUUUUUGGAAUGGCGGAUUGGGAGCAGAAGUUUAAAGCAAGAUCCGGUAUUCAGAUUUACCAAGAGAGAACAUCCAUUUACCCAGAAUCCCGAGGAGCUUGACGACGCCGACGAGGAGGUCCUGGCUGAGAAAGAAAGGGUUAACGCUCUGAAAACAACAGAUCGGGCUGAGGAGAGGCCGGCCAUCCUUGUGGACAGUCUGCGCAAAGAGUUUGAGGAGAAGUCAGGCACCUGCGGAUGUAUCAAGAAGAAGAAGAAGAGAACGGCCGUCAGCCACACCUCGUUCUGCGUCAAGAAAGGUGAAGUUCUGGGACUUCUGGGCCCCAAUGGAGCCGGGAAGACCACGUCUGUGCUGAUUCUGGCUGGAGAGAUGAAGCCAACGGCUGGACAGGUGGUGCUGGGCAAUGCAGGGGACUCUCGGGGGACUGAAGAGUCUGGAUCACUGGGCUACUGUCCACAAAACAACCCUCUCUGGCCAAACCUCACUGUGAAGGAACAUCUGGAGAUCUAUGCUGCGGUGAAGGGCAUGAAGAAAGAGGACGCAAACUACGCUAUCAAACGGGUGAGUGAAGCUCUGGAGAUGAAGGACCAUCUCAAUAAACCUGCCAAGAAGUUGUCAGCCGGGGUCUCCAGAAAGGUGUGUUUUGCCAUCAGCAUGCUGGGUAAUCCCACCAUCGCUCUACUGGAUGAACCAUCAACUGGUCUGGACCCAAAAGGACAACAAAGGCUUUGGAGAGCCAUCCGAGCGGCCUUCAAGAACAAGGAGAGAGGCGCCAUUCUGACCACACACUAUAUGGAAGAGGCCGAGGCUGUGUGUGACCGCGUCGCAAUCAUGGUGUCUGGAAAGCUCAGGUGUAUCGGAUCCAUCCAGCAUCUGAAGAGCAAAUAUGGUAAAGGUUACCUCCUGGAGAUCAAACUGAAGGACACCCAGCUGGUAGAUGUGAUCCACCAGGAGGUCCUCCGCCUCUUCCCACAAGCCGCCAGGCAGGACAGGUUCUCCUCAUUGUUGGUCUAUAAGAUCCCGAUGGAUAAUGUACGGUCUCUGUCCCAGGCCUUCUUACAGCUGGAGAAUGCUAAGCAAGCCUAUGACAUGGAGGAGUACAGCUUCUCCCAGUCCACCCUGGAGCAGGUCUUCCUUGAGUUGGCUAAAGAGCAGGAGAAGGAAGACUUCCACUUGGAUUCCUCGUUCCGAUGGAAACAGCUGAAGAGUGAAGAGAUUUAAUGUUCUCUAUAAUGUGAUUAUUAUUAUCUGC
Messenger RNA from Nanorana parkeri, 4948 nucleotides. RefSeq names its product ATP-binding cassette sub-family A member 10-like. Gene Ontology annotation, cellular component: membrane; intracellular membrane-bounded organelle. Gene Ontology annotation, molecular function: ATP binding; ABC-type transporter activity; ATP hydrolysis activity. The transcript is spliced from 39 exons. The coding region runs from base 46 to 4917 and encodes 1623 amino acids. NCBI's taxonomy places the organism in Eukaryota, Metazoa, Chordata, Amphibia, Anura, Dicroglossidae. Gene Ontology annotation, biological process: transmembrane transport; lipid transport. The record is from RefSeq and is a predicted model, not a curated record.